AUGUCACUGCUCAGGAUUGGAGUCGAUGUCGGAGGAACAAACACCGAUGGAGUAUUGAUCGACGUUUCCCGGUCGAAUGAGCCCAACCGUGGGAUCUUGGCCCACUUUAAAGCUCCCACCACUCCUAAUGUGUCGGAGGGCAUCGAGACUGCCGUACGGACGGUACUAGACGAGGCGAAAUGUGAUCCCAAGUCUAUCACUUCGCUCACGAUUGGCACGACUCACUUCAUCAACGCCGUCCUAGAACAAGAUGUCCGUCGCUUGCAGAAGGUUGCCGUCGUCCGCCUAUGCGGGCCUUAUACGCGCAGCGUCCCGCCAUUUAUCGAUUUCCCUCCACAUUUGAGGGAUAUCAUGUUGGGUUAUAUUGGAUAUGUUGAUGGGGGACUACAAAUUGACGGGAGCGAGAUCCUCCCUAUCUCCGCCUCUCAGCUCCUCGAGCAGUGCAAGCACAUCAAAGCCCUAGGACUAAAAAACAUCGUCCUAGUAGGAGUGUUCAGCACGCUAGACACCGAGGGUUCCCAGGAGCUCAAAGCGAGGGAGAUCGUACAGAGCGAAAUGGGAGAGGGGGUCAACGUUGUAUGUUCUUGUGAAGUUGGCCAGAUUGGGUUGUUGGAGAGGGAGAAUGCCUCUAUCCUUAACGCAUCCAUACUCACGUUCGCCCAGCGCACUAUGCGCGGCUUCAAGCGAGCCAUGCACCGACUUGGACUCACCUGUCCUCUCUUCCUCACGCAGAACGACGGCACGUUAACAACUGCUGCGAAAGCCGCUGCGCUCCCUAUCCGCACCUUCGCUUCCGGUCAGACGAACUCGAUGCGCGGAGCCUCCUACCUAGCAGGAUUGGACCUGCGCAAGCAAGCGGGAAAGAGUGUCAUCGUCUGCGACGUAGGGGGGACGACGUGUGAUGUUGGAGUUCUGUUACCCUCCGGAUUCCCGCGCCAGGCAGCGGCGUACAUCGAAGUAGGGGGAGUGAGGACGUCGUUCGCCAUGCCCGACCUGCUCAGUAUCGGCCUUGGAGGCGGCUCGAGAGUUCGGGUAGACGAGCAUGGGAAGACCACCGUGGGCCCGGACUCGGUUGGACACUGGAUCACCCGCGACGCCAAGGUGUUCGGCGGAGACGUCCUCACCGCUACGGACAUUGCUGUCGCCCUCGGUCGGGCCGAGGUAGGGGACGCAAGCAAGAUCUCCGGCAUCGUCAGCCCCGAGCUGGCGCAUGCGGCACAGGCAACUGUCAAGAAGCUGCUCGAGAAUGUCAUUGAUCGGAUGAAAACGACCCCGGAGGACCCGACGGUGCUCAUGGUAGGCGGAGGGUCGAUAAUUGUCCCCGAUCAGCUGGAAGGGGUGGGGCAGAUCCUCCGUCCUCCCUUUUUUGGCGUGGCAAAUGCUGUAGGCGCUGCGAUGGCCAAAGUCGCAGGAGAAGUGGAUACGAUCGAGAUCCUCCAGGGGAAGAACUUGGCAGAUGUACUUGAAAGGAUCAAGAAAGAGGCCGUGGCGCGUGCCAUCGAGGCUGGUGGAGAUCCGACCAAGGUCUCAGUCGUGGAUGUUCAGAACUUGCCAGUGCAGUACGUCACCAACCAGGCUACCAGGAUUAUCGUCAAAGCCGCGGGCGAGUUGUCGAUGAGCGACUCGGGCGCGGUGGAUGGGGAAGAUAUCAAGAUGAUCCCAGAAGAGGACGAGGAGAUAGAACCACCCAAGACGGUGUUGUCGUCUGCGAGGGAGGAUGUUUCGUUUGACGUGGCGAGCUACCGUCCAUACAUCAACGAGAAGAAAGAGUGGAUCUUGUCGGAACAGGAUUUGGAGCUGAUCGCCUUAGGCACUUUCGUGCUGGGUACUGGGGGAGGAGGCACGCCGUACCCGCCGAUGCUCAUCUGCAAGGAGCUCUUACGCGAAGGAAGAGUCAUCAAGGUGGUCGAUGCUGAAGAUGUACCAGAAGAUGCGCUCUUUGCUCGGGCGUGUUUUAUGGGCAGCCCGAGUGUUUCGUGCGAGCGUCUGCCAGCAGGCACCGAGAUCACCACUGCCAUGAAGGCUCUGACAUCCCAUGUUGGGAUCUCCAAGAUCAGCGGAACUAUCAGUGAUGAAAUAGGUGGUGGUAACGGGAUAGUUCCGUUAAUCCUCGCGGGCGAAUUAGGUGUUCCUGCUAUGGAUGGCGAUUUGAUGGGCCGUGCCUACCCCAACAUGAAUCAAUGUCUUCCUGGCGCCUUCAAAAUACCCGGAGGUGUUUUCCCCGCAGCACUUGCUGAUGGGGUCGGGAACGCUCUUGUCAUGCAUGCAGCGCAAUCUGGACGGCGUGUCGAGAUCAUUUUCCGCAAUAUCUGCACAACGAUGGGCUCACGUGCUGGAGUCAGUGUGGUCCCCCUCACCAGAAAACAAUGCCAGGACUACGGUGUCGUACGAACUGUGUCACAGGCAUGGCGCAUCGGACGUGCCAUCACCCUCAGCAGACAACAGAACGACUUCAAGUCGAUCCCUCGGCGGAUUUUGGAGCUACAGAACGGAAAGUGCCUGUUCAUCGGAAAGAUUGUCGAUGUUCAACGGGAAGUUCGCGCUGGUUUCACGUGGGGUCAAGUCACCAUUGCACCGUUGCAGGAUGACGAGCAGGAUGAAACCAGCACAGGCAUUGAUCUGCCUGAAUAUGGUCCUGAUGAUAAGCUUACCAUCCCCUUCCAGAAUGAGAACCUGGCUGCCUUCCUCAAUCAUCCGGAUGGUACACGCGACAUCCUCAUUACUGUGCCAGAUCUGCUCUCGGUACUUGAUAGCCAGUCUGGCGCCAACCUUGGCACACAAGAGUAUCGGUAUGGUCUGCGUGUCACUGUUAUGGGCCUUGCUGGUGAUCCAAAGUGGACCCAGACCAAGGAGGGAAUGGAGACUGGUGGGCCUGGAUACUUCGGUCUCGAUAUUCCUUUUGUCUCUGUGGGUACGUACCGGGAGCCGAAGAGCGUCAUUCGGGAGUACGGACCGGCGUAG
Dacryopinax primogenitus is the source of this 2961-nucleotide messenger RNA. RefSeq names its product DUF917-domain-containing protein. The record is from RefSeq and is a predicted model, not a curated record. The transcript is spliced from 12 exons. Bases 1 to 2961 code for a protein of 986 amino acids. Gene Ontology annotation, cellular component: cytosol. Gene Ontology annotation, molecular function: 5-oxoprolinase (ATP-hydrolyzing) activity. Gene Ontology annotation, biological process: glutathione metabolic process. Lineage: Eukaryota; Fungi; Basidiomycota; Dacrymycetes; Dacrymycetales; Dacrymycetaceae.